AUGGAACCAUUCACCAAUGAAGCUACUAAUGAAGUGAUAUUUACACAAACAGAAAAUUUGCAACGAAAUUGUUUAAUUUCAACAAUACAAAAAUUGCCUGUUAAAGAUAUGUCUUCGGCAUAUAAUUGCCUUGCUCAAACGUCUUUAUAA
Ambispora leptoticha is the source of this 150-nucleotide messenger RNA. Lineage: Eukaryota; Fungi; Glomeromycota; Glomeromycetes; Archaeosporales; Ambisporaceae. The record is from the annotation of a GenBank genome assembly.